GAGUCUUAGGCUCUGUGACGCGCCGCCGUCGCGCUGCUGUGCUGUGGACGACGCGUGUCCCGGGCGGCGUUCGGAGGCCCAGCCAGGAGUUAUUGGACCCUCUGAACACCAUCCCUGGAACUCAGAUUAAAAAUCUGUCUUCUCAUCUGAACCGUGGGAAGAAAGGAUAGUCGGUGGGUGCUGCUUCUCCUACUUGAAGGGCACGAUGUUUUCCAGACUAGCUCAUCUGCAGACCAUCGCUGUGCUUCGUCGUGGAGUUCAUUCCUCAGUGGCUUCUGCUACGUCUGUUGCCACUAAAAGGACAAUCCAAGGUCCUCCAUCUUCUGAUUACAUCUUUGAGCGAGAGUCCAAGUAUGGGGCACACAACUACCACCCUUUACCUGUAGCCCUGGAGAGAGGAAAAGGUAUUUACGUAUGGGAUGUAGAAGGCAGAAAAUACUUUGACUUCCUGAGUGCUUACAGUGCUGUCAACCAAGGGCACUGCCACCCAAAGAUUGUGAACGCUUUGAAAAGUCAAGCAGACAAACUGACCUUAACAUCCAGGGCUUUCUAUAAUAACGUGCUUGGUGAAUACGAAGAGUAUGUUACUAAACUUUUCAACUACCACAAAGUUCUUCCUAUGAAUACAGGAGUAGAGGCUGGAGAGACGGCUUGCAAACUUGCUCGUAGGUGGGGAUAUACCGUUAAGGGUAUUCCAAAGUACAAAGCGAAGAUUAUUUUUGCAGCUGGAAACUUCUGGGGGAGAACUUUGUCUGCUAUCUCCAGUUCUACAGACCCAAGCAGUUAUGAUGGUUUUGGACCAUUUAUGCCCGGUUUUGAAAUCAUUCCGUACAAUGAUCUGCCCGCUCUUGAGCGUGCUCUUCAGGAUCCAAACGUUGCGGCGUUCAUGGUAGAACCAAUUCAGGGUGAGGCGGGCGUCGUGGUUCCGGACCCCGGCUACCUGAUGGGCGUGCGAGAGCUCUGCACCCAGCACCAGGUUCUGUUUAUUGCCGAUGAGAUACAGACAGGAUUGGCCAGAACUGGCAGGUGGCUGGCUGUGGAUUAUGAAGGCGUCAGACCUGAUGUGGUUCUUCUGGGAAAGGCCCUUUCCGGUGGCCUAUACCCUGUGUCGGCGGUGUUGUGUGACGACGAAGUGAUGCUGACCAUUAAGCCGGGGGAGCACGGCUCCACGUACGGAGGGAACCCGCUGGGCUGCCGAGUGGCCAUCGCAGCCCUGGAGGUUUUAGAAGAAGAAAACCUUGCCGAAAAUGCAGAAAAAAUGGGUAAUAUACUGAGGAAUGAGCUCAUGAAGCUGCCGUCUGACAUUGUCACUGCCGUCAGGGGGAAAGGAUUACUAAAUGCUAUCGUUAUUCGAGAAACCAAAGAUUAUGAUGCUUGGAAGGUGUGUCUGCGGCUUCGCGAUAACGGACUUCUGGCCAAGCCGACCCAUGGCGACAUCAUCCGGUUUGCCCCUCCGCUUGUGAUCAAGGAGGAUGAGAUUCAGGAGUCCGUGGAAAUCAUUAACAAGACCAUCUUGUCCUUCUGAGGGGAGCGACUGUUCUCAGUGGUGCCCGUGCAGCUGGAGACGGCGGUCCCCGUGCCUCACGUGGGCAUGCACCACUCCCCAGCGUCUUCGAGGACUUUUUAAAAUAUGUCUUUUUUUUUCAGUUCAUGCAUAAUAGAAUGGCAUUUAUAAACACAGUUAGCUGUGUAAUGUGUAAGAGAAUGGAAUGGCCUCUCUGAUGAAGUUUCUGUGUGCGUGUGUUCUUUCUGGAAGUGAAAUGUACCUACUGUAUAUAGAGAGCCUUUUAAUCAAGCCCUUCAGUAUAAUUUAUAUGUUUUUAUAAUUUCCAUACUGAUACAGAUGUUUCAUAUUUGAAAAAGUGAUAUGGGGUCGUACGUGGAAGACUUGUUUAACCUUAUAAAGUUAAAUUAUAAUCACUGAAUUUUAGGAAGGAUUAAUGUUAAGCUUAAAUAAAACACUAAGAUUUAAGGAAACUUUGUACUGGCCAACACCAGGGUGUAGCCCAUGAAUGUAAUUUUUAAUUAGAAAUUAGUGUUUAACAUUCUCAAAUUAUGUUUUAAGUGAUAUAAUUUGUAAGAAGAGUUUAUUUUUUGUUUUUCUUUAAAUUUAAAGUAAAGCCUCUAUUUAAAGUGUCUGUUAUGAUGGCAGUGUCACUGAUUACCUAACAUUUUUAAGCUCUUUGAGAAUGUUCUUUAUUGUGUGUGUUUUUCUAAGAGCCUUUCAGUGUCUUUGAUGAUAUUUAGAAAAAUAGAAAUUAUAAAAAGAAAGUCUCUUAUUAUACUCCCUUUUCCCCUUUGACAAUAAUUGCUUUUUUCCUGUGCUUAUAGUGGUAUUUACCAUUUUUAUUAAAGUAUCCUUAUUAUGCAUGGUA
Molecule: messenger RNA, 2375 nt
Organism: Neogale vison (American mink)
Lineage: Eukaryota; Metazoa; Chordata; Mammalia; Carnivora; Mustelidae
Gene: OAT
Product: ornithine aminotransferase
Exons: 11
Coding region: 206-1525 (439 amino acids)
Cellular component (GO): cytoplasm
Molecular function (GO): pyridoxal phosphate binding; L-ornithine transaminase activity; identical protein binding
Source: RefSeq, a predicted model, not a curated record